AUGGCUAUUGCAAUCUCCUCCAAAAUCCUGGCACCUGUACCACAAGUCUUGGACAACAAUCUGAAAACUCUGUAUAGCGAAGCCAUGGAUUUGCGCAGCUUGCAUUACUUUACUGUUCUUUUUGGCCAUGAAGGGCAGAAGCCACUGGAGCUCCGUUGCGAGGAUGAAGUUGAUGGAGAUGAAUGGGUAGAAGCUAUUCACCAAGCUAGUUAUUCAGAUAUUCUGAUUGAAAGGGAGGUGUUAAUGCAGAAGUACAUUCAUCUCGUCCAGAUUGUAGAGACCGAAAAGAUUGCAGCCAAUCAGCUUCGACAUCAGCUUGAAGAUCAAGACACAGAAAUUGAAAGACUUAAAUCUGAGAUUAUAGCUCUCAAUAAAACAAAAGAAAGAAUGCGACCUUAUCAAGGCAACCAGGAAGAUGAGGAUCCAGAUAUUAAAAAAAUUAAAAAGGUCCAGAGCUUUAUGCGGGGCUGGUUAUGUAGAAGAAAAUGGAAAACUAUUGUCCAAGAUUAUAUUUGUUCUCCCCAUGCAGAAAGUAUGAGAAAAAGGAAUCAGAUAGUUUUUAACAUGGUGGAGGCUGAAUCUGAAUACGUGCAUCAACUUUAUGUUCUUGUGAACUGUUUUCUGCGGCCCUUAAGAAUGGCUGCAAGUUCAAAGAAGCCACCUAUCAGUCACGAUGAUGUUAGUAGCAUUUUCCUCAACAGUGAAACAAUCAUGUUUCUUCAUGAGAUAUUUCACCAAGGCUUAAAAGCAAGAAUAGCUAAUUGGCCUACCUUAAUCCUAGCUGACUUAUUUGACAUUCUGCUGCCAAUGCUGAACAUAUAUCAAGAAUUUGUUCGGAAUCAUCAAUAUAGUCUACAAGUACUGGCAAACUGUAAGCAAAACAGAGAUUUUGACAAACUUUUGAAGCAAUAUGAAGCCAACCCAGCAUGUGAGGGGCGAAUGCUGGAGACUUUCCUUACUUACCCCAUGUUUCAGAUUCCUAGAUAUAUUAUAACACUCCAUGAACUUCUGGCUCACACACCACAUGAACAUGUUGAGCGAAAAAGCCUUGAAUUUGCUAAAUCUAAACUAGAAGAACUUUCAAGGGUGAUGCAUGAUGAAGUGAGUGACACAGAAAACAUCCGGAAGAAUCUAGCCAUAGAAAGAACAAUAGUAGAAGGCUGUGAUAUAUUACUGGAUACCAGCCAAACUUUUAUACGCCAAGGUUCCCUUAUUCAAGUCCCUUCAGUUGAAAGGGGAAAACUUAGUAAAGUUCGUCUGGGAUCAUUAUCUUUGAAGAAAGAAGGAGAAAGGCAGUGCUUCUUAUUUACAAAACAUUUUUUAAUUUGUACGAGAAGUUCAGGAGGAAAACUGCAUCUGCUCAAGACAGGAGGUGUUCUGUCUUUAAUAGAGUGCACACUGAUCGAGGAGACAGAUGCAAGUGAUGAUGAUUCAAAAGGUUCUGGACAAGUGUUUGGACAUCUUGAUUUCAAGCUUGUAGUUGAACCUACGGAUGCUCCUCCUUUUACUGUUGUCCUUUUAGCCCCAUCACGACAGGAGAAAGCUGCAUGGACAAGUGAUAUAAGUCAGUGCAUUGAUAAUAUAAGGUGCAAUGGUUUAAUGACCAUAGUGUUUGAAGAAAACUCAAAAGUCACAGUGCCACAUAUGAUCAAAUCCGAUGCUCGUCUUCAUAGAGAUGACAUCGAUAUCUGCUUCAGCAAAACACUGAAUUCCUGCAAAGUACCCCAAAUCCGUUAUGCAAGCGUCGAGCGCCUUCUGGAGCGGCUUACAGACUUGCGAUUUCUAAGUAUUGAUUUCCUGAAUACAUUCCUACAUACUUACCGCAUAUUUACUACUGCAGCUGUUGUACUGGAAAAACUUUCAGACAUAUACAGACGGCCCUUCACUUCCAUUCCCGUCAGGUCCUUGGAGUUAUUCUUUGCCACCAGUCAAAACAACAGAGGAGAGUACCUGGCUGAUGGGAAGUCACCACAUCUCUGUCGCAAGUUUUCUUCUCCUCCUCCGUUGUCACUUUCCAGAACCUCCUCACCUGUCAGAACCCGAAAACUCUCGUUGACCUCACCACUGAAUUCAAGGAUCGGUGCCCUUGACCUCUCUACUUCAUCUGCAGCAAGCAGUCCUACCUCGACCUACAGCCCGGCCACCUCCCCGCCACCAACGGGUAGCAAAGUACCGCUGGACCUUAGCAAAGGGCCCUCCUCUCCUGAGCAAAGCCCUGGCUCCAUAGAGGACAAUCUGGAGAACCCUCGCGUUGACCUCUGUAACAAGCUGAGGAGAAGCAUUCGAAGAGCAGCAGUUCUAGAAUCUGUGUCAGUGGACCGGACAAUUCCUGAAAGCACCUCAGCAGUGGACACCACAGAGCUUUCCCCAUGUAGAUCCCCUUCGACACCACGUCAUCUCCGCUAUCGUCAACCAGGAGUACAAACUGCUGACAACAGCCACUGUUCGGUUUCUCCUGCUUCUGCUUUUGCUAUUGCUACAGCUGCAGCAGGGCACGGGAGUCCACCAGGUUUUAACAAUUCUGAACGCAUGUGCGACAAAGAGUUCAUAAUACGCAGAGCAGCCACAAAUCGCGUCCUAAAUGUUUUGCGCCACUGGGUCUCCAAGCAUUCUCAGGAUUUUGAGCUGAACAAUGAGCUGAAAAUGAAUGUGUUAAAUUUGCUGGAAGAAGUUUUGAGAGACCCUGACCUUCUACCACAAGAAAGGAAAGCUACUGCAAAUAUACUGAGGGCUCUUUCUCAGGAUGAUCAAGAUGAUACCCAUUUAAAAAUAGAGGAUAUCAUUCAGAUGUCCGAUUGUCCAAAACCAGAGUGCUUUGAGACUUUGUCAGCCAUGGAGCUUGCAGAGCAAAUAACUCUUUUAGAUCACGUAGUUUUCCGAAGCAUACCGUAUGAAGAGUUUCUUGGGCAGGGCUGGAUGAAAGUGGAUAAAAAUGAGAAAACACCCUAUAUUAUGAAAACUAGUCAACAUUUUAAUGAUAUGAGUAACCUUGUUGCCUCCCAAAUCAUGAAUUACACUGAUGUCAGCUCCCGGGCUAACUCAAUUGAGAAGUGGGUAGCAGUAGCUGAUAUCUGUCGAUGUAUGCACAAUUAUAAUGGUGUGUUAGAAAUCACAUCAGCCUUGAACAGAAGUGCAAUCUACAGACUUAAGAAAACUUGGGGUAAAGUAUCCAAACAGACAAAAGCUCUCAUGGACAAGCUUCAGAAGACUGUAUCAUCUGAAGGAAGAUUUAAAAAUCUUAGAGAAACACUCAAAAAUUGUAACCCACCUGCUGUUCCCUACCUUGGAAUGUACCUGACGGACCUGGCAUUCAUUGAAGAAGGAACACCAAACUUCACUGAGGAAGGCCUUGUCAAUUUUUCCAAAAUGAGAAUGAUCUCACAUAUAAUCAGGGAAAUACGCCAGUUCCAGCAGACCUCCUACCGCAUAGAGCAUCAGCAGAAGGUCACUCACUAUUUACUUGACAAGACACUCAUCAUAGAUGAAGAUACCUUGUAUGAGCUUUCCCUAAAGAUUGAACCCAGACUCCCUGCCUGAAGAGCCAGCUUUACCUCAGCGUCUACAGAAAGCUUUAGUACAAUGAACAAAAUCAUGCAUGCCAAGUCCUAAAGACAGCAAGGGAAAUAUUGAGAAGAAUGCAAGCUCUCUUUUCCAAUAGGAGAUACAGAGCCUCACAGCAUUUCCCUCUCAGGCAAUGAAAAUGAGCGUUGGAGGUGGAAGGCAAAGAUGCCUCCUACCUGGAUUAAGUGAUUGCUGCUUUGCAAAGAUAAUGGUUUGCAGUAGGGACUAUGCAUUUAAUGGAAAAUAGGAGACUUUCCUGUGAACGGGUAGUAAUUGUAGCCAUCUUAUGUGACAAAUUAAGGGGACAGAUUUAAAUGGUGGUAAUAUACUCAGGUAUAUUAAGAUAAAUGAGCAAAAUGAGAUGGCUGUGAUGUGGUCUGGGUUGAUGGCUAACUAUGCGUUCACUGAGGCAGUAAUGAUAGUGGUGUCCUCAUAUUGUGUUAACUCAAUUGAAAAAACAGGAUCUUAACAGUCAUCUGCUAUCUUGGAGUGACAUUAAGGUAGCAUCUAGUAUCUUCAGAUCUGCGGUUGUUCAAAAUACCUGCUAUACAUUUAAUACUACCCUUUAUAAAGUGUUACCUUCUUUAAAUGUCUUGUCAGCCUUUUCUAAGGUGACUGAUUUUACCUAUAAAUGAACUGUAAAUAUUUUUUCAUUAAUACACAAUGAGAGUAUUUACAGCAUGGAAAGCAAAUGGACUAGUUGAAUAGCUGUAAAUAGUUGCCAGCCUUGCAAGCUUCAGCUGGGAAAUACAAGGUUAGGAGCUAUACCUGAGACUCGAGAAAUCCGGACAUACAGUGAAUUGGAUGGUUAGCCAUGUUGCACACAGCCCUGGAAAAGGCACUUUAUUUUUCUGCACUUCCUGCAGCUUCUCUGACAAGUCAGGCUACAGAGCACUUUCUGGACACACUGUGGAGAGAAAUACAUGUCUGGUCUGGCAAUGGGUAGUGAUCAGCAAUGAACACUAGGAGUUGGAGUGACAGUUUUGUUUUAUGUGGAAUUGGUGGUUUGAAAAAUGUCUGGUUUUUUGUUCCAGUGCCAUUCGGCAAUGACUUAGCUCUAAAAUAGUUCAAAUCAGUGGCAAACUUUGAAUGCCAGCAAACACGAUAUAUUUUUAUCUGAGCUAGUAAUUAUCAUCUGCAUAUGGGCAUAUGGUUAAGAAAAUGUGCUGUUUGUAAAUGUUUUCAAAGCAUAUGCUUUUGUGACAUACCAGGUAGGUAGAUGUCAUUUCUACAGCUAGUUGGUACUUCCUAAAUUUUCCUGAUCAAGAGUGGCCUGUUGUAGCUGCAUGGAAAGUGAGCUCAAUGCAUGCUGUAAAGUGCAUCAUAGUAUAAAACGCAGGUAUUAGCACUGUUGAAAAAAAUUGGCUGGAAAAGUGUCCUUACUUUUCCAAUGAUAUUCAGCCAGUUGAAGAAAUAGGGCUAUAUCACUGUAUACCUCCCUUAAAUCCUCUCAGGGAGACAGAUGUUUAAAAUAGAUUGUGACCUAGGCCUAUUUGAUCUAACAUUUCUUACCACAGUCAUGAUGCUUCUUAAUGCUGGCGAUGAAAAACGGAUCUGCCUGGCUUGUGGUUUUUGUCCUUAUUUGCACUUUAUUGUAUUGCUGGCCCAGCCCAGAGCUGCAUAAUAAAUUCCAUUUGUUCUGUCUGAGUGUAACUGCUAGCAUUUAUAAAUGUACCUUAGCAACUGUAAAUUUCAUUAAGGUUCUUCACCAUGAGGAGCAUCUCUUUGUAAAUAACUGCAUGAGGAAACGUCACAAAUACUAGAAAAUUCCUCUAUGAGAAAAGCAGAUAGCAACAGAAAAGAAAAUUCCAGAAACAUUUUAAAUAGUUCUGGCUAAUGAUUGCUGUAGAAAUGAACACGGAAAAUGUUACUUAGAGAAGCUUUUUAUUGUCAAAAAUGUGCUUGUUCUUUUCACUAAUGACUGACAAGAAGCUGAUUGCAUCCCAAUGCAUGAUAUGAAAAAAAAAAAAGCAUGGCUUAUUUGGACCACAGAACCAACUUACUGUGUAUUUUCUGUACAAAAGCAGUUAUCAUACAGUAGUUUCAUAAAACACUUUGAAGUAAUGAAGAAACGGGAAAAGUGGUCCAAAAAGUGGUUUCUUAACUAGGUUUUAUUGUUUCUCUGUUAACAAGGAAAAUGUGUAACAACUGUCAGUGUCAAUUGGCAUCUCUGUUGUAUACUAUUAACUGCUGCUUUAUCUGCCUGUACCCCAUUUUACCAAACUUCCUUGAUGUUCUUAGGGUUACAGGGUACAAUUCUUCAUCUUACUCUUUUCACAGUUCGUUGGUUUGUACUUUAUGUACAUGUAUCGGUUCUUCAGUUUCAAAACAUUCAAUGCAUUUUAACGCUUGCAAUACGCAGGGGUGGUGCUGUGCUCAUGCUACAAUAUUACAAAUGGACAGAGAGGAAGAAAAAGGAUUAGACACGGAUUUUUUCAAAGGUGCUCAGCAUCCGUAUCUUAAAAUCAGCAGACAAUGUGGUAGUUCAGCCCCUCUGGAAAAGCGUAUAGUAUUUAUAUGCCAAAAGUUACCUCUUGGGUCAGUGGCACAAUUUAGAUUAGAAUCACUAGAGUAAAUAGAUACUUGAUUUGUGUUCAGAGCAACAAAAAA
Messenger RNA from Pygoscelis adeliae (Adelie penguin), 6171 nucleotides. RefSeq names its product Ras protein-specific guanine nucleotide-releasing factor 2 (gene RASGRF2). Gene Ontology annotation, biological process: Ras protein signal transduction; positive regulation of GTPase activity. Gene Ontology annotation, molecular function: guanyl-nucleotide exchange factor activity; protein binding. Lineage: Eukaryota; Metazoa; Chordata; Aves; Sphenisciformes; Spheniscidae. Bases 1 to 3537 code for a protein of 1178 amino acids. The record is from RefSeq and is a predicted model, not a curated record. The transcript is spliced from 28 exons. Gene Ontology annotation, cellular component: plasma membrane.